GCUGUAUUGAGGCCUUGCCGGCAUGGUAGGCAUGAUCAAACGCAACAAGCGUGGCCCGGCCUUCCGCAGCAUUUUGCAUUUUGAACCUUGGCAGCCUGGGACAAACUAGCGAUCCCGCUAUAGCUUCGAUGGCGACUCCAGCAUGCGUGCCGACGAUGCAGCCCAAUUCCCAGAUUCCGCAGGCCAUGGCCUCGCAGCAAUGCAUCGUCGCGAUGCUCGUGCCGGCCAUGCAAGUGCCCGCGCCAAUGGGAACAAUGCCCGGCUUUCCCAUGGGAGCCCAAGCUGUGGCAAUGUUCUGCACCCAGCCUAUGGCCAUGGGCACUCAGCCUAUGGCCAUGUGCACCCAGCCUAUGGCCAUGGCCACCCAGCCGGAAGGAUUGCAGCCCAAGAAAGAAUGGUCCUCAUUUUCUUCCUCUGAUUCCACGUCCGAUGAGAUCUCCCGAGCACCGACCUCCUUGUCCAGCAAGUCCUCCAGUUGGAAUGGGCCCGUGGCCGCCGGCCGCGUUUGGAACUCCGCGACGGCCUUCUUCAACGAGUACUCCUGCGAUGAGCUGCAAGUGCAGCUGGAAGGAGACGCCCAAGAGGUGGCGCUGGCCAUGCAGACCAUGGAGCACCACGUCUGGGACCUGUCGUGCCAUCCCCAGGGCUGCCGCCUUGUGCAGCUCGCCUUGGAAAGGAACCAGCGUCAGGCGGGCGUCCUCUCCAGCGAGCUGGAGGGCCACGUGUUGGAGGCGAUGGUGUCGCCCCAUGCUAACUACGUGAUACAGAAGGUCCUGACACAACUCACGUGGAGCGCAUGCAGUUUCGUGGCCACAGGGGCCUUGGGCCAUGGCACACAGAUGUCGCGGCACCGAUUCGGCUGCCGUAUCUUUUGCCGGCUCUUCGAGUUCCACGCAAGGCAGGAAGGAACUUUGCUGCUCGUGGAGGAGAUUCUGCAGGAGGCCGAGGAUUUGAGCUGCCAUCCAUUUGGCCACCAUGUGAUCCAGACCAUUUUGGAGCACGGCUGCCAGAAGCACCGCGACGCCGUAGCGGAAGUGAUCCUGUCCAACCCCAUGGGCUUCGCGCAGAACCAAAAUUCAAGCUAUUUGGUGGAGAAGGCCUUGCUCAAUUGUUCGGACGUUUUGCAGGAGUGGCUUCUCUCUGAGCUGAGUUCGAAUCUGACCACCUUGGCCCCAUCCCGCUACGGUUGCUAUGUUGCGCGAGCUGUGGUGGAGCACCCCAAGACGCAGCGUGAGGUGGCCAUGGCACAGGUCAUCGCCUGCGUCCCGGAGUUGCGGAAGACAAAGCACGGCCAGUUUCUGAUGUAUGACCUGGGCUUGGACCGCCGGAAUCGUAGGAAGUGAGGUCUUGCCAUUUGACUCGCGGCAAUCCCCUUGGGAUGUCUCCUCGCCACAGGGCGACAGGCGCGUGGCAGACGCAAUGUGGCUGCCUAAUUCAACCCUGCAUGUGUCGGAUUGUUGGACAUCCGCACGGUAGCGCCGACCAUUCUUUGACCGCGCGCCGGGUAGCCAUUCCAUCAAAUUGUUGCGGCGACCCGGCCUUCGCAUGUGAGCGCCACCGGUUUCUUCUCCUGCUAAGGCUCCGGAAGUGAAAGUCAAGCAACU
Effrenium voratum is the source of this 1604-nucleotide messenger RNA. NCBI's taxonomy places the organism in Eukaryota, Dinophyceae, Suessiales, Symbiodiniaceae. The record is from the annotation of a GenBank genome assembly.